AUGCAAAUCCUCAAUGUCUACGGAGCGAGACCCCAUGGUCCUCCAAAGUCACGCUAUUUCAGCAAGCUCUCAUGGCUUGGACCUGUGGGUACUUUGCUUACAGUUUCUUUGACCAUUGAUUUUUAUCUCAAAGCAUAUAAUGUUCCAACAGACGGUAAGAAGGACAGAAGUACACCGGCACUCGUCAGUCUCAUGAGCUUUUCUGCAAUGAUGGCUUUGCUUUAUCUCUUGACGAAUGUCUUGGUGAGACGGCAAUGGAAACGUUUGAGGAAGUAUAAUGAGCUGGUACUUCUUUCUCUAUUUUGUGCCCUUCUUAUUGCUACAACCCUUACAAACACAUGGGCUCCAAAACCGGCCAAAUUCAAGCCGGUCAUCCUCUUUGGCUUUUUGACUAAUGGUGGGCUCCACGCUUUGGGGUGUCUAUACUACCGCCACAACAGGGUUGUACGAGGAAACCGCCCUCUCAGUUGGAAGCUAAAUCCGUUGUGGGUUUUCCCUUAUCUCCUAGUGAUGGAAUGUUACUUUGCACUGAAGAAAAGAAACAGUGCCAGACAGUUUGCCCUAGGUGGAGCCGUUGGUGUGAUUAGCCAGUUCACCGUAGAGACAGUGGUGUAUCUUUAUAAGAGAACGUUGGGAGAGUGGAGACCAGCUCUGGAGCGCAGAAAGGAAAGAAACCACAGAAGGGGAAGAAGAGGCGGUCGCAAGCCUGGAGCCUUCGCGAGGAAGGUAGAGGCUUCUCCAAACCCCGUUGAUGAUACUGUCCAUGCCUAA
Molecule: messenger RNA, 771 nt
Organism: Candidozyma pseudohaemuli
Lineage: Eukaryota; Fungi; Ascomycota; Pichiomycetes; Serinales; Metschnikowiaceae
Exons: 1
Coding region: 1-771 (256 amino acids)
Source: RefSeq, a predicted model, not a curated record